Hypoxylon fragiforme is the source of this 1184-nucleotide messenger RNA. RefSeq lists its product as uncharacterized. Lineage: Eukaryota; Fungi; Ascomycota; Sordariomycetes; Xylariales; Hypoxylaceae. The record is from RefSeq and is a predicted model, not a curated record. The transcript has a single exon. Bases 437 to 1036 code for a protein of 199 amino acids.
GUAUCUGUUCAUCACUAUAUAACGGUGGACCUGGACCCGGACGAAGAGACGCGAAAAUUUGAAGAAUGAAACUUUAUGUUUGAGUUAUUGACGACAACUCCAAUGAUUUACAACCAGAUUUGACGAUAAUUGCUACUUGGAACUUGAAAAGAGCAAGUGAGUUUACUCAGUCAACUAACCAAUCAGUAUUAUUUUUCAACAUUGAAGGUUAUUUGAUUGGAGCUGCGGUUACGGUCACGUUACGCUGCAGUUAUUACCUGCCUAUUACAAUUACAGGUGGUAACCUUGGAACCUUGAUUAACCUUGAAUCCAAUGCAAUCACAACGGACUCCAACCAGACCGUAACAUUGCCCAGGUGAAGAAUAAGGGUUUGCCAAAAGAGCCGUCAGCCAGCUGGUGGACCUUCUUUUAGGCCUAGACCAGCUGUGGGCUCAGCAUGAACAAACCACUGAUCCCACUAAAUCCACUGUGGUAUUCAUCCUCACUAGCGCCAAAAGUGCCAAAUUAUUCACAGUGGCAGCAGUGGCAGCAGUGGUUACAGUGGUUCCAGCCACUCAGAAGACUUAUUUGCUCGUCUGAAUCCUCCAUUCCCAUUCCAAUCACUCCAAUCACUCCAAUCACUACUACAAUUCCACCUUGUCGCGUCAAUAUUUGUCAUACACGACCGCAUCGCCAACAUCGACACCAACCUCUGUCGCAGAGUGUUCAUUUACAUUUGCAUCACCAUCACCAUAUUCAAUCCCUAUUCUCAUUUUUAUUUCUAUUAUUAGCAUUAUUGCCCUUGUCAUUCCCUACCACAUUCCCUUCAGCGGCAAGGCUUAAUAAUAAUAAUAAUAAAGUUAAGGUUCAAGUGGAGGUUGAAGGGAAGGAAGAAAUCUUGAUUCGUUUUUACCGGCGAAUUCAAACUUUUUCUUAUUCUUUCCCUUCUUCUUCUUUCAUUAUCUGUCUGGCCCUUUGGGAGGCCAACUUGAUCUCGUUUUUCAAACGGCUUCGCACGCGAAUAAUCCCUCUACGAACUUGUCAUCGCCCGCCAUAGAUGCACACCAACACGAAGCAAAUGUCCCUGUCAAUUCACCUUCUGAACAACCUGACUAUCCCAUUGUUACCAUCACUGCUCCAGAACCAGCAGCUCCCAACGCCCAUCAGCGAAAACCCUCUACCCCUCGCGCUCGAAGGAACUUAUU